UUUUUCCAAUUAAUACUUUAUAUUUAUGCACCUUCAAAAUGUCACACACACACUCUCUCUCUUCUCCUCUCUCUCUCUCUCUAGGAAACUUCGAGGAAGCUCACUCCCAUGGCUUCAAUCCUGCAGCAUUUAACCCUCGCUUCUUCCUCUCUGUUUCCUCUCAAACCCCAAUCUCCCUUCUCUUUUUCUCUGCCUUUCUUCUUCCUUCUCUCUCUAAUUGUUAGGGUUGAGUUUUCAUUUUCUCCGCAAUUUCCGCCAUGAAGCUAACCAAAAUCAUCCCCGGAAAGCUACUGAAGUCGAAGAAAUCCCGAUCCGUUACCAGAUCCGAGGCGGAGACGUCGUCCUUCAGCUCCCAAACGACGUCGUCCUCCUCCGCCUCCUCGUCGGAGGACGUCUUCAAAAAGCCGAACGGCCUGUCAACUCCGACCAGCGUUCUCCCCACCGCGUCGUCGGCCGAAAUAUCGACGGAGGAGUGGUCGGAAAUCUCCGCCGACGUCUACUUCGAUCUGAAGCAGGCGUUCGAGAUGAUCGACAGAGACGGCGACGGGAAGGUAACCAAGGCGGAGCUGGAGGAUCUGCUGUGCGGCCUCGGCGCGGAUCCGCCGAGCCGGGAGGAGCUCCGCCUGAUGCUCAGCGAGGUCGACAGGGACGGCGACGGAUGCAUCACGCUGGAGGAGUUCCACUCGAUCGGCUCGGCUUUCGCGCCGCCGACUUGCGACACGGAGAUGAGAGAGACGUUCGACUUCUUCGACUCCGAUCGCGACGGGAAGAUCACGGCGGAGGAGCUCUUCGGCGUGUUCAGAACGAUCGGCGACGCCAAGUGCACGUUAGAGGAUUGCAGGCGCAUGAUAAGAGGCGUUGACAGAAACGGAGACGGAUUCGUCUGCUUCGAGGACUUCAGUCUUAUGAUGGACCAUCACCAACAAAGAUAGAUUAUGGUUUCCUUCUUUUCUUAUUAUUAUUAUUCAGAGAAAUAAAUAAGAAAGGAAUUAAACCUUCGUAAUUUUUUUUCCCGUGC
Messenger RNA from Erythranthe guttata (spotted monkey flower), 1018 nucleotides. Its product is annotated as putative calcium-binding protein CML36. The record is from RefSeq and is a predicted model, not a curated record. Gene Ontology annotation, molecular function: calcium ion binding. Lineage: Eukaryota; Viridiplantae; Streptophyta; Magnoliopsida; Lamiales; Phrymaceae.